AUGGGCUGCGGCACGGUGCUGGAGGACAACAUCAUCGUGUCCGAGGUGCAGUUCGUGGAGUCGGGCGGGGGGGGCUCCUCGGCCGUCGGCCAGUUCGUCUCCUCAGAAUCUGAAAACCGGAUUCCGGCCUUUGGAGAAUCUCACAUCGCAGGAAUCGGGCGAGCGUCUCGAGCGCAGACGCUGCAGAAAGCCCGGCUACACAUCAACACUCUGGGUCACCAGCUGAAGAUGAACCAGCACUGCCUGGACACGGCCUUCAACUUCUACCGGAUGGCGCUCACCAAACAUCUGACCAACGGGCGCAAGUGUGGCCACGUCAUCGCCGCCUGCCUCUACCUGGUGUGCCGCACGGAGGGAACCCCCCACAUGCUUCUGGAUCUCAGCGAUCUGCUGCAGGUGAACGUGUACGUGUUGGGAAAGACCUUCCUCGUCCUGGCCAGAGAGCUGUGCAUCAACGCCCCGGCUAUAGACCCGUGCCUCUACAUCCCACGCUUCGCCCAGCUGCUGGAGUUUGGUGAGAAGAACCACGACGUGGCCAUGACGGCGAUGAGACUGGUGCAGAGGAUGAAGAGGGACUGGAUGCACACGGGACGAAGGCCGUCGGGACUCUGUGGAGCAGCUCUCCUCGUUGCCGCUCGAAUGCACGACUUCUGUCGCACGGUGAAGGAAAUCGUCAGCGUCGUGAAAGUGUGUGAAAGCACGUUGAGAAAGAGACUCAAUGAGUUUGAGAACACGCCCACCAGCGAGCUGACCAUCGAGGAGUUCAUGCGGGUGGAUCUGGACCAGGAGUGUGACCCGCCCUGCUACACGGACGGACUGAAGAAGAAGAAGAUCAAGCAGCUGGAGGUGGAGCUGAAGAAAAAGAUGGACGACGUGGAAGAUGAAAUCCACGACUACGAGGAUGAGAUCGAUGCCGAGCUCGAGAGCGUCCGACCCAAACUGAGAGGAGUGUACGCUGCUUACACUAAACAAGAAGAAGAAGAUGUCAAAGACGACGUCCUCUCCCCGUCGUCCAAAGUCUCAGACGACGGGGACGAGGAGGCGGAGGAGGAGCUUCAGGCCGUCGCCAAGCACUUCGGCAAAGAGCUGGGCGAGCUCACGCUGGAGGCUCUGCUGAAGCUGGAGAAGAAGAGGCCCGAGGAGGAGGAGGAGGAGGAAGAGGAGGAGGAGGGGGGUGUUCCGAGGAGAAAAGGCCCGACGCUGGAGUCCAUCCUGGGUAGGAUGCCCACGGCCUCCACCCUGGGCCUCUCCGAGUCCAUCAGCAACUGCAUCGGACACGAGAAGGAGAACGAUGGCGCCGCUGACAGCGGGGAGCUGGACCUGAGUGGGAUAGAUGACAGCGAGAUAGAGCUGUACCUGCUGGAUGACAGAGAAAUCAGAGUGAAGACGGCGCUCUGGAUGGCAGAGAACUCCGACUACCUCAAAGAGCAGAGAGAAAAGGAGGUGAAGAUAGCGAAGGAGAAGGAGCUCGGGAUCUACAAAGAGAAGAAGCCCCGAGGCCCCUCGAGGAAACGGGCCCCGAUCCGAGCGAGCACGGCGGACGAGGCCAUCGGGAAGAUGCUGGAGCAGAAGAAGAUCUCGUCCAAGAUCAACUACGACGUCCUGAAGGACCUGAACAUCAAACCCGGCGCCAGCCCGGCUCGCGUGGUCGAGUCCCCGAAGAAGGAGCCGUCUGCCGCCAAGCUGACGGGACGCAACCGCCACCCUGCCCGGGCGCCACUCAGCCUCAGCACGCCGCUAAGCACCCUGGGAAAAAGACUCCCGAUAAACAACAUCUGA
Messenger RNA from Pleuronectes platessa (European plaice), 1779 nucleotides. Its product is annotated as transcription factor IIIB 90 kDa subunit. Gene Ontology annotation, molecular function: RNA polymerase III general transcription initiation factor activity; TBP-class protein binding; RNA polymerase III type 3 promoter sequence-specific DNA binding. The transcript is spliced from 16 exons. The record is from RefSeq and is a predicted model, not a curated record. Gene Ontology annotation, cellular component: transcription preinitiation complex; nucleus; transcription factor TFIIIB complex. Lineage: Eukaryota; Metazoa; Chordata; Actinopteri; Pleuronectiformes; Pleuronectidae. Bases 1 to 1779 code for a protein of 592 amino acids. Gene Ontology annotation, biological process: transcription by RNA polymerase III; DNA-templated transcription initiation; transcription preinitiation complex assembly.